AUGGCUUUAAUUAAUUAUUUUAAUACUUUUAAAAGUUUUUCCAACUUAUUAAAUUUGCAAAAAGCCCAAUUAUUAAUUAACGAAUUAUUUAAAAAAAAAGCAAAAAAAGUACAAAAAGCGCUAGCGCUAAAAACAAAAAAACAAAAGCAAACCUUUAAUAAGCUACCGGAAGUUCCUUUCGAUUACGAAACUAAACGAAUUAAAAAGCAAAAGUGUUAA
Messenger RNA from Gaeumannomyces tritici R3-111a-1, 219 nucleotides. RefSeq lists its product as hypothetical. The record is from RefSeq and is a predicted model, not a curated record. The transcript is spliced from 2 exons. NCBI's taxonomy places the organism in Eukaryota, Fungi, Ascomycota, Sordariomycetes, Magnaporthales, Magnaporthaceae. Bases 1 to 219 code for a protein of 72 amino acids.